This is a messenger RNA of Arachis ipaensis, 1613 nucleotides long. Lineage: Eukaryota; Viridiplantae; Streptophyta; Magnoliopsida; Fabales; Fabaceae. The record is from RefSeq and is a predicted model, not a curated record.
CAACACAAACUUCAAAUCUCUAAUAUUAUUUAAGCCCACAUUCUUUUUCCACAUUCUUCAUUAACUUUAGAGCGAAAAUGACAAAAGGAUUAUUUGAUUCUCUUGUGCAUGUAUACCUGGUCUCCUUUCCGAGGCAAGGCCACGUCAACCCUCUCCUGAGGCGCAAGCGCUUAGCCACAAAAGGUCUGCUGGUCACCAUUUGCACGCCGGAAAGCUGGGCAAAACAAAUGAGUCUUGCCAGCGAUAUAGUCCCGGGUAAGCCGUCCCUAAACUGGGUGCGGCUCGAGUCCUUCGAAGACCAGUGGGCCGAGGACGAGCCACGUCGCCAAGACUUGGACCAGUGUCUUCCCCAGCUAGAAUCCGUUGGAAAGAGAGUCCUCCCUGUCAUCAUCAAGAACCAACACCCUCCGGUGUCUUGCCUCAUCAACAACCCCUUUAUUCCAUGGGUUUCCGACGUGGCGGAGUCCCUCCGCCUCCCUUCCGCCAUGCUCUGGGUUCAAUCCUGCGCAUGCUUCUCCGCUUACUACCAUUACUACCACAAAUUGGUGCCGUUUCCGUCCGAAACCGACCUAGAGCUCGACGUUCACUUACCCUGCAUGCCGUUGCUGAAGUCCGACGAAAUUCCCAGUUUUCUGCACCCUAAUACUCCUGAACCUUUUCUGAGAAGGGCCAUCCUGGGACAGUAUAGGAACUUGGAGUUGGAGAAACCGUUUUGCGUUCUCAUAGACACAUUUAUGGAGUUGGAGCACGAGAAUGUUGACUUCAUGUCUAAGAUCCGACCUAUCAAGACGGUGGGACCGUUAGUUUUCAGUAACCCCAAGGCAGCCAACAACGCCGCCGUGAAGGGUGGCUUGCUAAAGGCUGAUGACUGUAUCAUCCAGUGGCUCGACACAAAGCCAACGUCCUCGGUGGUUUACGUGUCUUUCGGCAGCGUGGUGUAUUUGAAGCAGAAGCAGGUGGAUGAGAUCGCUUACGGUCUUUUGGAUUCAGGAGUUUCUUUUCUUCGGGUGAUGAAGCCGCCGCACAAAGAUUCUGAGCUCAAGAUUCACGUGCUGCCGGAGGGAAUGUUGGAAAAGGCGGGAAACAAUGGUAAGAUAGUGUGGUGGAGUCCCCAGAAGCAAGUCCUGGAGCAGUCCUCUGUGGCGUGCUUCGUCACCCACUGUGGGUGGAACUCAUCCAUGGAGACCAUGGGCUCCGGGAUGCCCCUUGUGGCAUUUCCGCAGUGGGGCGACCAAGUCACGAAUUCUAAAUAUUUAGUGGAUGUGUUUAAAGUUGCGGUUAGAAUGUGUAGGGGCCAAGCUGCCAACGAGUUGAUUAAAAGAGAAGAGGUUAAGUGUUGUUUAUUAGAGGCAACGGUUGGCACCAAGGCAAAGGAGAUUAAGGAGAAUGUUUUGAAGUUGAAGGCAGCUGCAGAAGCCGCUGUGGCGGAAUGUGGAUCUUCUGACCGGAAUAUCCAAGAAUUUGUGGAUGAAGUUAGAAAGAGAAGUUUGGAAAUAAUUAAGAUAAGCAGCAAUAAUAAUAAUAAUAAUAAGUCAGCCAAAGUGAAAAUUCACAUGAAAUCAUAUAAUUAUCUUCAUCUAAAGUUGAUAGCAAAUAGUCAUGAGAUAAAUUGA